Messenger RNA from Lycium ferocissimum, 492 nucleotides. RefSeq lists its product as uncharacterized. The record is from RefSeq and is a predicted model, not a curated record. The transcript has a single exon. The coding region runs from base 1 to 492 and encodes 163 amino acids. Lineage: Eukaryota; Viridiplantae; Streptophyta; Magnoliopsida; Solanales; Solanaceae.
AUGGUUGAGGAGUGGGUCCUGUUGAAGGUCUCACCCAUGAAGGGUGUGAUGAGGUUUGGAAAGGAGGGCAAGCUCAGUCCUAGGUUCAUUGGUCCAUUUGAGAUUCUUGAUCAUGUGGGGGAGGUAGCCUAUGAGUUGUCUUUACCUCCAGUUUUAUCGGGUGUUCACCUGGUGUUUCAUGUGUCUAUGCUGAAGAAAUAUCAUUCGGAUGGUUCUUACAUCAUUCGUUGGGAUUCGGUCUUGCUUGAUGAGAACUUGUCUUAUGAGGAGGAGCCUAUUUCCAUUUUAGAUAGAGAGGUUCGAAAGUUGAGGUCAAAGGAAAUAGCUUCAGUGAAGAUCCAGUGGAAGCAUCGCCCAGUCGAGGAGGUUACUUGGGAGACCGAGUCUGAUAUGCGUAGUAGAUAUCCCCAGCUUUUCACCAAGUCAGGUACCCUCCCACUGGUUUCCUUCCUUGUCUGUUCGAGGACGAACGGUUAUUUAAUUGGUAUCUGA